UGGCCGGGUAGACGGUGCGCGCGGACUGCGGGGGCCAGCCUGUCGUGCGCUGAGGGGGAUCGGGGCGCCCAUUCCUUCUAGAGGUGCUAGUGGGGCUUAAAGCCGGUUAUAGUUUUCUUAUCCACAUCCCCCGGACGGCUGCUCUUUCCGAUUCGUUCUCAGGCGCGAUGGAAGAGGCUCCCGGGAAGCCCCUCAGCUGCGAGGAGAAGGAAAAGGUGGUGGAGAUACCUGGACCAAUACCCGACAAAUAAGCGAUUCAUUUUCCAAGUGAAUGUCUGAGGGUAACAGCUUCUGCUACCUUGUAGGAUCUCACAGUGAGAAUGGGGGGUGGGGGAAUGGAAAAGUAAACAGAUAACAAAGUAUAAUAAGUACUGUGAUAAAGGAAGUAUAGAGGAGAGAUGGAGUGUCUUAUCUGGAUUGAAGAAGGACCAGGAAAAUAAAAAUCUAAGAUGAGGCUUGAGGAAUCAGUAAGAAUUAGCAAAGUGAGCUGGGAGGAAAUGCUCCGGGUGAUAACAGUCUGUGCAAAGGUACUGACACAAGAGAGGACUUGGUGCUUUGUGAGAAGUGAGAGUAAUGUGGGCUGGUACCACUGCCUCUUGCUGAGGGACCAGCUGAGCAGCUCACACUCAUGUCUGAUAGGCACUGUACCCUGUUUCUCUGCUCACUGUACUCUUUCCAUUGCUCAAUAUUGUCUGGUAUUAUACUUCCAGUUGAAGGAAAAAUUAGCAUUCUUGAAAAGGGAAUACAGCAAGACCCUGGCCCGCCUUCAGCGUGCCCAAAGAGCUGAGAAGGUUAAGAAUUGUAUUAAGAAAACAGUGAAAGAACAAGAUUCUUUGCUUCAGCCAGAAGUUUCACCACAGCUAAACCAUUCAGAACCUAAAACUAAUGUAUCUUCUUGUGACGCAUUACAAAUCAACACCCUUCUUGAUGAAGAAACUGGAGAUGUUGAGCCUGAGUCCUUUAAAUCUGGACGUGGUCCAGCGGAAGGAUUACACAUACAGAAAACAGAUGAUAUCCAAGAAUAUUUUGCCUGCAGGGUCAGUGGCCCUGAUGGCGAGAAAAGGCAGAGUAAACUGCCAGGGAGAAGAAAGAAGCAACAGAAGAGAAUAUUUAUUUCACAAGAGAGAGAAUCUUUCUUUGACACUGAUUCACUUAUCCUCUCUGGAAAAAGACUAAACAAACAAAAAGAAAUCAAUAGUGAAAAUCCUGAGACACCUGUAACUAAAAUAAGAACUAAGUUUUUGAGUCCUCAGUCUGACAUUCCAGAUUCUCAAGCACCAGUUACAGAAACUAAUGGAGGGAGUGUAUUAAUUCUGUUCAAUGCCAAGCCACAAAGCAAUGUAAAUGCUGUCUUAGGAGAAAGUAAUUUCCCUAUGGUGCCCCCACAUCCUUUGUAUACUCCCUCAGAUAGCAGUAGUGGUCCACACCUUCAACAUAAGCCUCCUAAACAGAACUGUGAGCUUACUGCUCACAGUUUAAAAAGCAUUAGCCUUAUGUCACCUGUAAACUUGGAGGCACACAGCAAAAACAUGACUGUCUUUACAGGUAACUCAGAGGUAAAUAAAACUGUAACUGCAAGAGGCCAGCAGCCUAGAAGUCUUGACUUAGAAGCAGAUAAUGCAUGUUCUGUAAAUGAACUCACUUGUAAGUUACCAGCAAAUGAAAACCAAAACUUAAAAGACCAAAGUCACACAGAGGAGUCUUUAGAACCUUUCAGUAAUGCCCUUGAUGAUAGAAAUGAAAGUCUUCAUGAAAAUGUGGUUCUGAAUCACUCGAGUUUUGGCCCAGAAGUAGUCUCUCCUGUUUCUGCAGAAAAUCAAACACAUUCUUGCACUAUGCCAGAAGGCCUUCUUUUUCCUGCAGAAUAUUAUGUUAGAACAACACAACAAAUGUCAAAUUGCCAGAGGAAAGUAGCCCUGGAGGCUGUAAUUCAAAGUCACUUCAAUGUCAGAAAGAAGGGGGUUAAAAAUGAAAAUAAGGAAGCUACUAAACUUUUAAAUCUUUUCAGUGAAGAAACUAACGAAAGUAUAACUAGGAUGUGUGACACAUCCACAGGACAAACAAGUUCAAGAAGUCCUCUUCAGACACUUCUCUCAUUAACUGAAGUCAGUUCUCCCACUGGGCCCACUAAAGAUGACUUUUCUAGGAAGGCAGCUACUCAGCCAUCCAGUAGAAGACACCGAGGAAAAAGAAAGUCAAUCUGCACCCCUACAUCACAUCAUCAUGAACUACUUUUGCCCACUUCUGGCAUAUCAGGCGUUAACAGAUCCAAGGAAGAAGUCACCUUGCACAAAGAGAAGAACGAAAAAGCAAUUAUUCAUGGGAAAGAAGGUCACUGCCAAAAAGAGGACUCCUUUUCUUCCAGUAAUAAUGUUUAUUCAGCUUUGGGCAAUGAUGCUUGCAGUGCCCCAUCUCAUAAGCAUGAAGUGUUAAAUUUAAAGCAACUGUCAUCUGUUCUCAAAAUCACAGACUUUCAGUUACCUGAUGAAGAAUUUGGAUGUCUUAAGCUUGAAAAACUGAAGACCUACUCAGCAAAGCCAGUUGAGCCGUUUGGAUCAAAAGUGUAUGGAGAUAAGCAUCUUAAAGAGGGAAAACGUAUUGUUUUGGAGGAACUGACUCCUAAACAAAUUGAUGUAGAAAUGGAGGACUUGGGAGAGAAACUGAUUGUUCUACCAGGAAAAACACAUCCUAAAAUACCAAAGCUAAAAAGCCAGCCACAGCAGAAGGGCCUUUCCUCAUCCAUGUUACUUUUCACUCCUUUAAAUACUAUUACUCCUGAUGAUGAUAAGAGACCAACAGCAGAUGUGUGUUCACCUGCUUUCCCCAUCAUAGGCACUACUCCUGAUCUUGGCUCCCAGGCACACAAAGUGACUGUAGAAGUUGUUAGACUAACUUGUGCUUCACCCCUGCUUUCUUAUGGGAAAACCAGUGAGAGUCAGCAAUGCCACAAUUGUACCAGCCCACCAAAAUUAGAUGGCAUGCUCUAUGUGUCAGGAAGGGAAGGACAGCCUAAGUGUAACUGUGAUUCUGGUCCCCAAGCAACACCUCUCCCCACUGAGUCAUUCACUUUCCAAGAGGAUCAGCUCUGUGGAAAUAUAUGCCUGGAACCAUGGAAACAUUCCAUUGAACAGACUGAAAUAACAGAUGUUCCUACUUGUGACACCUUAAACCCAGGCAACCUACAAUUGGUUUCAAAAUUAAAGAAUCCUUCAGGUUCCUGUUCUGUGGAUGUGAGUGCUACGUGGUGGGAAAUAGCUGGUGUCAAAGAGCCAUGUAUCAUAACUGCUUGUGAAUAUGCAGUUUCUCUUUGGAAACCUCUGGAUAUUUGGCAGUGGGAAAAAAUAUAUUCCUGGCACUUCACAGAGGUUCCUGUAUUACAGAUAGUUCCCAUGCCUGAUGUUUGUAAUCUGGUGUGUGUGGCUUUGGGAAAUUUGGAAAUCAGAGAAAUCAGGGCAUUACUUUGUUUCCCUGAUGCUAAAAGUGAAAACCAAGUGCUUCUGAGUUCUGGAAAUAUACAAGCUGUGCUUGGACUGACAAAGAGGAGGCUAGUCAGUAGCAGCAGGACCCUUUGUGAUCAACAAAUAGAGAUCAUGACAAUUGCAGAAGACGGAGGGAGCAAAGAAAAACAGUUUUUGAUGCCCAUCGAGGAGACUAUACAAACUUUUGCUGAAGUUCAAGGGAUGCAGGAUGCUCUGCUUGGUACCACUAUAAUGAACAACAUUGUUAUUUGGAAUUUAAAAACUGGUCAGCUCCUGAAAAAGAUCUACAUUGGUGAUUCCUACCAAGCAUCCAUCUGUCACAAAGCCUAUUCUGAAAUGGGACUCCUUUUUGUUGUUCUGAGUCAUCCGUGUGCCAAAGAGAAGGAGCCAUCGGGAAGCCCCAUGUUUCAGCUUAUUGUGAUCAACCCCAAGACAGCCCUGAGCAUGGGUGUGAUGCUCUACUGUCUUCCUCAAGGGCAGGCUGGGAGGUUCCUGGAAGGUGAUGUGAAGGAUAAUUUCGCAGCAGCAGUGUUGACUUCUGGAACAAUUGCCAUUUGGGACUUACUUCUAGGUCACUGCACUGCUCUUCUUCCACCCAUCUCUGACCAGAACUGGUCUUUUGUUAAAUGGUCAGGUACAGAUUCUCAUUUGCUGGCUGGACAAAAAGAUGGAAGCAUAUUUGUGUAUCUAAUAAGUUAGAGUAAGGUAAAAACACACUGUUCUGGAUAUGUUUGGCCUCCUCGUGCUUUUUGAACUUAUAACUGUAAGAAAAGUAUCUGAAUGACAUUUAAAGUAAUUACUUGUAUUUCAGACAGGCUUUUUAUUCUGAUGGUGAUGGCCUUACUGAUCUUUAAUGUUCAUUUAUACAUUGGGAAAAGAAUAUUAGGUUAAUUUUUAUAAUUCCUCUCAUUUGUGCAUUUGCUUUUAAAAGUGUACAUAAAGCUUCAAAGGUCAAUAAAUAUUUGUUAUGCACGCUUUUCCCCAAGAGCAUGCCCACACCUUUCUUCCCCCUUUCUUUCUCAGGCGUGCUUUUUCUCCCUAAGUUCUAGGGGACCCGGAAAGACUUGGCAACCAGGGAAGCAACGGGCAGCAGGGGCUAGUCCCAGGUUAACCCCCUGAAGCUACCCCAAGGUCUCCUUUUCUCUGACUCUCUAGUAACCUGAUAGCAGCUGCACCUUGGCUCACUUCUUUCCCAUAACAUUUCUAAAGAGCCAAAGCAGCCCUGCCUAGACUUGCUUCUUCUAUCUUAAGCUUGUUUCACUGUCCCCAGCUUUAAUAAACAUACUCUCAAAAUAAAAAAAUAAAUAUUUAUUUGAUAUAUUCUGCUUGGCAUAUUAUUUUUCCCACCUAUUAAGACCAUUUUCAGAAACAAUUAUUUUACAACUAGAAUAGGCAAGAUUUGCAUAAUAAAAGUAAACUGCAGUUAAGUUACUAUACUCACAAUAUAUUUUUAUCCCAUUUGUAAU
Phyllostomus discolor (pale spear-nosed bat) is the source of this 4945-nucleotide messenger RNA. RefSeq names its product partner and localizer of BRCA2 (gene PALB2). NCBI's taxonomy places the organism in Eukaryota, Metazoa, Chordata, Mammalia, Chiroptera, Phyllostomidae. The record is from RefSeq and is a predicted model, not a curated record. Gene Ontology annotation, cellular component: nucleoplasm. Bases 450 to 4178 code for a protein of 1242 amino acids. The transcript has 13 exons. Gene Ontology annotation, molecular function: DNA binding; protein binding. Gene Ontology annotation, biological process: double-strand break repair via homologous recombination.